This is a messenger RNA of Letharia columbiana, 1329 nucleotides long. RefSeq lists its product as uncharacterized. Lineage: Eukaryota; Fungi; Ascomycota; Lecanoromycetes; Lecanorales; Parmeliaceae. The transcript is spliced from 3 exons. The record is from RefSeq and is a predicted model, not a curated record. Bases 1 to 1329 code for a protein of 442 amino acids.
AUGCCAGUCUUCCGUGAUGGGAUGUCUUCCGUGAUGGGAGGGUCGGCCAAAUUAACGCCCCGCAAAUUCCGUUGGAGUGAGAUGCGAUUCGAGACGCUCUCUAAGCCUUGCACGAGAACGAACUCAGGGCAGUCAUUGAAACUCUUCGGGGUUGCAUUCCAUGAUGUUGCGUCGAAGAAAGAGCUGAAGAACAGAAAGAAUCUUGUGGCACAGGGAAACAUAUUGGAGGAUAUUACCCGCCAUGCAGCUGGGUCGCAAGGCUAUUUGAUUGCGGACUUGAAGUUGCAAAAGAGAUCUUGGGGCUUUGUACCGCCAGAGGUCGUGCGGCCUUUGGCAUUGGGGACGGUUUGUGACCUCGCAGUUAUGGCAAGACCGUUGGGCAUGAUAUGGAAACAGUCCGAGCCUCUCGAUGGGAACUUGCAGGGCAGAGGGCAAUGGACACACGAUCACUUCUACGGCCAUCCUACAGAAGAAUUGAACGAGCUCUACAUCCCUUCCGUGGCAGCGGACAAAAUGGGCUUCGGCAUAGUACCAGGCGAAGCAAGCCUUGGCGUGCCAGACUACAAGCUAGGGACAGAAGAGGACGUGCUUGCAACAUUACGAAUCGUAGUGGACCCAAGCUGUGAAGCCGCAGAAAGAGUGAAAGACAUACUAGGAGCAAAUCCCGGCUGGACUCCUGGCAUCUCAGACAUAAUAGGCUUCGCGGCGCCCAUGAUUCGCCAAUCUUUCUCCUCGAUCGUCCGCGUUCCCCAGCCCGCAGGAUACGCAGUCAGGUUGACGCAGCAACAAGAAGGGUUCGUCGUCUUCCACAAGCAUCUCUACGACCUCGUUGCUGAAAGAGAUGCAAGAAAUGAACCUGUGUCUAAACAGACUCGGUCGAUACUCCAUCAAUACGCGGAACUGCUUUACCGCUAUGGAGAGCAGUGGGAGAAUCAUGAGGUGUGCAAUCAGAAGCUGAAUGAUCGCUCCCUGGAGUUCAUGGAUAAUUUACACGGAAAACAUACGGCUGCCACCAAAUACUUUAAAGACUUAAUGGCCCGCUAUAAUGGCACAGGCGAGAAAUCGCAGGUCUUUCGCUACACAGACCUUAUGUAUGCUCACGUACGACACGCAGUCAACUACUUCCCUGAGGCCCUUGAACGAGUCAAUGCUUCACCCUCGCGAGCAAGAAACCACUAUGGACUGAGAGUGGCCGGAUGGAUCACCGAGGGCGCGCACAUCUACUUCGACAAUAUAUCAAAGGUGAUAUGGGACAUGCGAUCUAAGGGAUUUGACCAGCCAGAAAUUGUCGAGGAGGCUUGGUUGACUAUGAUGUGGAAAGCAUUUUGA